Molecule: messenger RNA, 1062 nt
Organism: Periconia digitata
Lineage: Eukaryota; Fungi; Ascomycota; Dothideomycetes; Pleosporales; Periconiaceae
Source: the annotation of a GenBank genome assembly
GUUGGACUGGAUGAUUCGAAUGAUGCUGCUUGGAAACCACCGACAGGUUGGGACAUUGGAUUAUCAGCUGUAAAACAGCAGUUGCAAGAGCAAGAGAACCAGGUUCCGCCAACGCGAGUAUUAGACGGCAUAGCGAUCGCCCAAAACACUCUGCUGGAGCUCACUCGUUUCCAGCGCUUUAUCCGAAGGAUGGAAUCAGCUGGCCCAAAAGUUAUUUUAGAUCGCCUCAAGGAGGAAUGGCACGACGAUCCGGUGGAUGCUGAAGCCGACGAAGAGCUCAAGCUUGAAAAACAACUCUGGGUGCUAACGGCUUUUCAACUACAAAAUCUUGCACGAUUCAGUACGUCCCCGAAACCGGCAUGCAAUACUGGCAAAAUUCUUGAGCUCUACGGUGAUCUUGCUGAGGCUUAUCAGCUCUCUGCAAUGAAUCCUAGACAAAAAGUCCAGUAUCUUACCACAGAACCUCGUCGGCCGAUGCCACUCCCCGGGAAUGUCUCAUAUGUCACAGUCCCGCAACCUCGCGUGGUCCCACUUCCUUGGCCUGACACGACCUUUUCACACAUACGGGCAUCAAUUCUUCCCUCACUGGUUCCAUCAUCAGAUUUGCCAAAAAUUCUCGGAGAGUGCCAUCGCCUGCUUGCGCCUGGUGGUCUUUUGGAACUUCGAAUCAUGGACGCUGCCCCAGUACGUAAGACAGCAGGACCGAAGAUGCGAUCUUGGAUCGAGGACAGACUGUCAUUGAAUCUCGAACGCCAAUUUCGAUGCUCGAAGCCGUGUAUGCUGGUACCUGGUUGGGUAAACGAUGCUGGCUUUGAGCUGGCGCAUUCGGCCGAUGUGCCCAUCAUGAGGCUGCCGUGCGCGACUUUGCAGCAAUCGACGGAUGUUGAUGAAGAGCUUAGAGCACGGAUAUGCCAGUCAAUGUGGAAGAAUAUAUGGGGAGAUUUCGUCGAUGAUGAUCCAGACGAAGCAAGAUGGUGGUGGGAGGACGACGAGGUAAUGCAAGAGUGUUUAGAGCGCGAAACAAUGUUCGAGUGCGGAGCCAUCUUUGCCUACAAGAAGUAA